Molecule: messenger RNA, 1500 nt
Organism: Humulus lupulus (European hop)
Lineage: Eukaryota; Viridiplantae; Streptophyta; Magnoliopsida; Rosales; Cannabaceae
Product: receptor-like protein EIX2
Exons: 1
Coding region: 1-1500 (499 amino acids)
Molecular function (GO): protein binding
Source: RefSeq, a predicted model, not a curated record
AUGACGAUGAGAGUUUUCGUUCUUUUGUUUGUCGUAGCCACGUGUCAUGUAUGGGGUACGAGCAGCAGUGUUGAUGGACAAUGCAUAGAGAAGGAGAGAGAAGCCCUUGUAGGCUUUAAGCAAGGCCUUGUCGACGAAUACAACGUUCUAUCAUCCUGGGCAAGCACCGGCGGAGAUUGUUGCACUUGGAGAGGAAUCAGGUGUGAUAACUCAACUCAUCAUAUUAUUGCUCUUGAUCUUCCUGCUCAAUCUAAUGAACAAAUAUUGAGUGGUCAAAUCAGUUCUUCGUUGGCUGAGUUACAACAUUUGAGCUACUUGGAUCUUAGUGGCAAUAAUUUCACUAACAUUCCCGAGUUCAUUGGCUCUUUGUCUAGACUCACAUAUCUCGACCUUUCAGAUAAUCUCUUUGUUGGAAUCAUUCCUUCCCAACUUGGGAAUCUGACGAGGUUAAAGUACCUCAAUCUUUAUAACAAUAAUUUUACUAACAUUCCCGAGUCCAUUGGCUCUUUGUCUAGACUCACAUAUCUCGACCUUUCAUAUAAUCUCUUUGUUGGAAUCAUUCCUUCCCAACUUGGGAAUCUGACGAGGUUAAAGUACCUCAAUCUUGACAAUGCCCCUGGCUAUGGUCAGUUGAUUGGUAAUAGUCUUGAAUGGCUUUCUCAUCUCAAUUCUCUUCAAUACUUUGGGCUUGGAAAUACUGAUUUGACCAGAGCCACAAAUUGGUUUCAAUCAUUCAAAACAGCCUCCUCCCUAUCAUUUUUGGCAUUGUCUAAUUGUGUAUUACCACAAGUAGAUAUCUCAUCUCUUUCGCAUUCCAAUUCAUCCUCUAAUUCUCUCACAGAUCUUUCCAUUGUGAAGAGUUCCGUACACCCCACAACAGUUCCUUGGUUGCUCAAUAUCAGCACCAGUCUCGUUAAUCUUUCACUAUCUGAUAGUGACAUUAAAGGACCUCUUCCAAAUUCUUUUGAAAACAUGAGAUAUCUCAAGAAAAUUGAUUUGUCGGCCAAUGAAUUCGAAGGUGGAAUACCAAAAUCGUUGGGGAAUCUUUGCAGUCUUAAAUUUCUAUGGUUGGAAUGGAACAAGUUCAACACAACACUCGGUGAUGUUUUAAAAAGCCUCGACGGCUGUGCUAGAAACUCAAUGCGUAUUAUGGAUCUGAAUGGGAACAACCUAAGAGGUUCUUUCCCUGAUGAUUUGAAUACAUUUCCGCCCCGUCUACAAUAUUUAAGCAUCUUUGACAACUACCUCGAAGGACCCAUACUGACCAAUCUUUCAGUGUUGUCAGACCUUAGAGUAUUGCUUGCCAAUCAUAACAGGUUCAAUGGCACUAUACCUGAAAGUAUUGGUGAGCUCCAAUAUCUCGAGGAUUUCGAUUUCUCUGAUAACGAUUUCUCUGGCCUUGUCUCAGAAGUUCACUUCCGUAAACUUUCCAAUCUAAAGGAACUGUACUUAUCUCGGAACAUGUUAACAUUGAAACUCAAUGGUGCAGCAGAGGAGUAG